Messenger RNA from Protopterus annectens (West African lungfish), 2370 nucleotides. RefSeq names its product beta-1,3-galactosyl-O-glycosyl-glycoprotein beta-1,6-N-acetylglucosaminyltransferase-like. The coding region runs from base 471 to 1742 and encodes 423 amino acids. NCBI's taxonomy places the organism in Eukaryota, Metazoa, Chordata, Ceratodontiformes, Protopteridae. Gene Ontology annotation, cellular component: membrane. The record is from RefSeq and is a predicted model, not a curated record. Gene Ontology annotation, molecular function: beta-1,3-galactosyl-O-glycosyl-glycoprotein beta-1,6-N-acetylglucosaminyltransferase activity. The transcript is spliced from 3 exons.
UUUUAGGCUGUAGUUACCUAGUUUUUUUUUUCGGCAUCUAACCGACUAUUGAAGUUCACGUGAGAUGCUUAUCGUUUUUCUAUGUAGUGUCUGUGGUCUGCAUAACUUACUGUAGUACAAAUACAAGGAGGUGCAGGAAAGUUGUAGACUGCUGCGUCUUUCGGUAAUUCGCUUGUGUAGUAAAGCUAUAUUAUGUGUAUCCGAUUUUUUUUCUUUUUGCAGUAAUCUGGGAAAAGGGAUAUAAUUAUUGGGAGCGUUAUGUUGCGUUUGUAGUUCUGGAAAAUGUACAGUUAUCAAUCAUUGAACUGAUGCCAAAGCAUGAAUACAAAUGAAAUUAAGAGGUCUGACGUCUUCCUGAAGCAUGGAUGAGGAGAGUUGCCAGCCAUUAUCUUGACUUUUAGAUAUUUGUUAGUUGAUAUAAUUAGACUGACAAAGAUUGUAAUUAACAGAGGCUUAGAAAGCUACCAGCAAUGAGGAUUGUACGAUUAAAGCCUGCAAAGCUCUUAAAAGGACUGAUUAUUUCCUUUUUGGCUAUUCUGGGAUUUUCAGUUAUAAAUGUGAAACACAAACACUUUUUUGUAAACUAUAAUCCCUUGGAGCUGACUGAGUACUCCCAUAAUGCAGUAAAUUGCUCAGCAAUUGUAGCUGGCAAUCAAGACGAAAUUGAUAAAGCCAAAUUGUUAACACUGACUGUAGAAUUUAAGAAUCGUACUUUGAUAACAGAAGGAAAUUAUACAGAAUGGACCAGAGACUGCAGUUCUUUCAUCAAGCAACGUAAAUAUAUUAUGCAGCCAUUAAGUAAGUUAGAGGCCAACUUUCCCAUUGCAUAUUCAAUAAUAAUUCAUCAGAGAAUAGACAUGUUUGAAAGACUGCUACGGACAAUAUACCAACCACAGAAUUACUAUUGCGUUCAUGUUGACAGAAAGUCUCCAGAAUCAUUUUUGACUGCUAUUAAGGGAAUUGCAUCCUGCUUUAAUAAUGUAUUUAUAGCCAGCAAAUUGGAGAGUGUUGUCUAUGCAUCAUGGAGCAGAGUGCAGGCUGAUCUAAAUUGUAUAGAAGACCUUCAGAAAGUUAGUACUUCAUGGAAAUAUUUAAUAAAUCUGUGUGGUAUGGACUUUCCAAUUAAAACUAACUUGGAAAUAGUAGAGAAGCUGAUGGCAUUGAAAGGAGGAAACAGUUUAGAAACUGAGAAAAUGUCGCACAGUAAAGAAGGUAGGUGGAAGACGCAUCAUGAAAUUGUUGGUGGGCAUAUAAAGAACACAGGAACGCCAAAGAAACCUCCCCCGAUAGCAACCCCUGUGUUUUCUGGCAGUGCCUAUUUUGUUGUCAGUAGGAAAUUUGUGGACUAUAUAAUGAAGGAUGAUAAAAUACUGCAGCUGUUUAACUGGUCGAAAGACACAUACAGCCCAGAUGAAUUCAUCUGGGCAACGCUGCAAAGGAUACCUGAAGUUCCUGGAUCUGUUCCCCUCAGUGAUAAGUAUGAUUCUUCUGAUAUGAACUCAGUUGCUAGAUUUGUGCAGUGGAAUUACUUUGAAGGUGAUCUGUAUAAAGGAGCUCCAUACCCACCAUGUAGAGGAGUCCAUGUUCGGGCUGUGUGCAUUUUUGGAGCUGGUAACUUGAAUUGGAUGUUGCAGAACCAUCAUUUAUUUGCAAAUAAAUUUGACACACAGGUAGAUGAAUUUGCAGUACGAUGUUUAGAAAAUCAUCUAAGGCAUAAAUCUCUCAAUCAGCAAAGACAUUAAGGUAGUUUAAGUAUAUGUACGGUUUCUCUUUAAUGUCAUCAUGCAGUGCCUAAUUACAUUUACCAUUUCUGACCUCAAAAGAAUAUCACAAAUGAAGUAAAUGUUUUUAAAAAUAUUUAAUUGUGCAGUAUGUAAAGCAGAGAUGUGAACUGGUAUUGUGACCGAUUCCUGGCUAUCUUGUUAAAUGAAUGUUUCAUCAGUUACUGCUCAUUUUAUUUUGAAAAUAACUUCUGAAAAUUGGGUGUAAAACACUGAUAUUUUGCCCAUAAUUUUCAUUAGAGAACACAUUUUACAUCAAAGUGACUUAUUUUCAUUUGAUUCAGUGAUACAUGAAAAUGUUUUAGAUUUUAAAAUAAGAUCAAGCAAAUCCGAUUGAUACGCAGUUGCUGUUACACACCCAAACAUGGAGGCAGGCAAACAUUCUAUCACUGUGGUUGCCAUCAUGCCUCUCAACUUCCAGGUUGUCCCAGAAUGUCCAUUUUUUGCUCCAUAUUGUUGGUCUGUUUCUCAUACAGUUUUCUGGCUAGUCCCUGACAAAUCGUUUAGGAUUGGAGUAAUUAAAUAAUGACAAAUAUUUGAGUUUGACUUUAUACCCUUCAGAAAAUUCAUAUUAAUGUGAAACCUGUUG